UUUCUGUGGUCGGCGCGGCGAUGAGUUCGCGGCAGACCUAAAGCUACGUCGCCCAACCGCCCUAGGGCUGCACGGCGCUGCAAAUCACCCACUGUGUCCGCUCCCGCUGGGGGAUAGGCUGCGCUCGCUACGCUUCCCUCAAACUUAAACAAAUGCAAACAGCUGACUGCGAAAUUGGAAGAAGUUUCGUUAGUUUGUUUGUUUAUCCCUCCCGCUUUCUGUGCGAUUUUCGGAUUUCUCCGUUUCGCGAACGUUCGGAUGCCACGAUGAGCCAGCGCUGGAUCGGAGCGACAUGGAGAACGGUGGCGGGCUGCGCUUGUGGAAUACUGAUUAAAAACAGCAUUGUAUUGCCUGCGUCUCGGAGUUUCACUGUGUCCGCUUACAGCCUCUUCUUCAGCAAAGACACCCUGGGACUUCGUAGUUACGAGUCCGUGCGGAAGAGGACCACCACCCAACUGGACGUGUUCCAAGGCCGUUUCCGUCUGCGAAUGGAGGAGUGUCUGAGCGGCGCCUCGCUCCUAUUCACGGAGGACGAUCUGAUCAAUAUGUGCUAUCUGGCGAAAGACGAUAAGGAUCUGCAGCUGCUCAACAGAAUGCUGAAGCGGUAUGUGCAACACAGUUCGGAGACGCGCUUUGGCGGCUUCCGUUUCGGACCGAUUCUCAUGCGGCUGCAUCACCAUCUCAAUAAACCGGAUGAAGCGCUCGCCUCCAUUCAAGAUCCCGAUCUGGCGCAGGUGUACGACCAACUGACAUCGUACUGGGUGGCGAUGGAUCUCUUGUACGAAAACCAGCGCUACGACGACGUACUGGAGCUGUACAGCGCCAUGUCGCAGCGUCCGUUUAUCGCAGAUCGAUCAGGAACAUUGCAUUUGACUUUGGCUUAUGCGGCAUGCUGUAAACUGGGUACCUUCAAAGCAUACACAACGGCCAGGGGGUUGGUGAAAAAUGCAAUGCCGAUGCAGCUUCCGGUUAAGCGAAAAGUGGUGACGGUUGCGGCUGCGUUAGCUGUGAAACACAAUGAUCCGAUUGAUGCGCUGGAGAUGCUAAGCUGUCUGCCGCCUGCGAAUCAGUACCACAUCACCGUCCGCAACUUGCGAAUCCUGGCGCUGACCAGAUUGCAUCGUUGGGAGCAUGUGCUCUCUCUCCUGCGCUGGAAUACUGCCCAGGAUAUCGGAGCCAAAGGGCUUCGUUUUUUCCCAGAUGUGAUUGCUGAAGUGAAGAAAGCCGUGGAAACCAAAGAGGACAAGGAGCUGCGCCAGGCAUUCGAUAAAGCCUUUGAAGCUCUGGAACGCGGUCAUGCUAUCACAGCCGACACCCUGAAGGAGAGACUGAAAGGAUUAAAUUUCGAUGACCAUAUGGGGCCGGCCUGCGACGAUCAGUAUAACUCGCGCGUGGAACCGGAAGACGGUCCCAUGCCCCUCCAGCAGCAGUGCCAUCGCGAUGAAGUGGAGAAAAGCAACGGCAACACGAUGCUGCGCCGGGUAUUCGACAAGCUCUUCAAUGAACCGGAGCAGAGCGAUGUCUUUGACGCCAAGGCCUUGAACGACUGCUGGGAUCGGCUCAUCGCAGACAGCAGUACAACGCCGGACUUUCCGGGGCAGGGCGUCCGUGAUCGUCAGGUCGCUGGCACCUUCCAGCAGCAGCGCCACCGCGACGAUGAAGGGCCGACAGUCGGUGGUGGACGUCAUUACCCGAGCAGCGGACGCGUGGGUGGAUCUGCCGGCAGCCGCACAGCGGGAGGCGAUGAUGGAGUGCAGCUGGUUAAACGUGACCGGGUGCUGUUACCGGAACAAGGUAUGCAGCGGGCGCGCGGAGGCCCGGACAGCGGGAAGGACAAGGUGCGAAAGAAGCACGGGGAACGCGCGACGGAGACCUCCAACCCCAAUUGGGACGCGGGAUACCGGCCGCGUGGGUAGCUGUGGACGCCCGGCGGCGGUGGGGGAAUCGGGCAGCGGAAGGGACGGAGCGAUUUGCCCGGGUGACGUGUUGGGCAAGGCGUUACGCUGGUUGGGUUGUUGGUUAUUCGUUGAUCGUUGUGUGGUUGUUGGUUGGGUCGACUGGUAAUAUUAACAGACCUCUUUUUCUGCUAAUUUUUCUCUGUUAAAUAUUGUUCUCAUAACCCGAAUAUAAAUGCGGCUCAGAUUAAGCUGAACACAUUCUCCGCCCGAUUUUAUUUUGCUUACCCUUUACGUUCUCGCGCAUUGACGACCGGUCGUGUUGUCAUACCUCAUGGCGUUGUUUUUAUUCUUGUUUUUAUUUACUUUGAUCUCUGUUCGGUAA
Molecule: messenger RNA, 2280 nt
Organism: Paramacrobiotus metropolitanus
Lineage: Eukaryota; Metazoa; Tardigrada; Eutardigrada; Parachela; Macrobiotidae
Product: pentatricopeptide repeat-containing protein 2, mitochondrial-like
Exons: 9
Coding region: 153-1916 (587 amino acids)
Biological process (GO): multicellular organism development; regulation of mRNA processing; mitochondrion organization
Cellular component (GO): mitochondrion
Molecular function (GO): RNA binding
Source: RefSeq, a predicted model, not a curated record